This is a messenger RNA of Ipomoea triloba (trilobed morning glory), 1001 nucleotides long. RefSeq lists its product as uncharacterized. The transcript is spliced from 6 exons. The coding region runs from base 277 to 747 and encodes 156 amino acids. NCBI's taxonomy places the organism in Eukaryota, Viridiplantae, Streptophyta, Magnoliopsida, Solanales, Convolvulaceae. The record is from RefSeq and is a predicted model, not a curated record.
CCACCAUAAGCAGCACUACCUCUUCUCUUUCUUCACUGAUUCUCCCUCGACCCCAUUUUCGACUUUCUUUCUGCAAAUCCCAAAGCUAAGGAAUUACCUUUCUCUCUUUCGCUAACCGAAAGCUCAGUCUCAUCCUGCCAACAAAAGAAACCUACUCAAAAAGCUGUAGAGAUGCAGAGAUUGAAAUCAAUGCCUUGAUGAAUGCCAAUUUUCAUUGUUGAUAAAUGCAACGGUGUAGAUCUGUGGCCUCUUGGUUUUCCCGCUUAACUUAGUUGUAUGGGAGGCUGUUUUGGAUGUUGUACAAAACCACCAACUGUAAUAUCAGUGGAAGAUCGAUCCAAAGGCCUGAAAAUUCAAGGUCAGCAAGUGAGGAAAAAGAGUUUGAGAGAAGACUUUUGGAGCAGUAGUGCCUGUGAGAUGGAUAAUAGUGCAUUUCCAUCCCAUAGAAGUGCCUCAUCAAUUAGCACCUCAAACCAUGCCUUUGAUCCUAUCUGCAACACUGGCACCACAAACAACCAUUCAGAAUUUGUAAAUAAUGGUUUUAUUGUUUGGAAUCAAAUAAGGCAGCAGUGGAUUGGGAUUAGGGAAUCUCAGAAUUGUGUACCUGUUGAAAGGCCCAAAUUAAGUUUCGAGGCAACCUAUGAGAACUUGCUCGGAACAAACAAGCGAUUCCCUAGGCCAAUACCUCUAUCGGAAAUGGUAGAUUUUCUCGUUGAUGUGUGGGAACAGGAGGGGCUGUAUGAUUGAACUGCUAUAUUUACGUGCUAAAUACUUUCAAUGACAGAUUCAUGCUUGUAACUUUGUAAAAUUCUUAUUAGACCAAGAGAGCUUUAAUUCCGUUCUGUUUCGCAGAAUUUGAGUUUAUGGUGUUCCCAGGAACUGUAUGUAAUCAAGGACAGCAGGCUAGCUAUGAACUCUUUGUUUCCUUUAAUCUUUAUAUUUGCUGUGUGGACCUUCAAGGUGAAUAUGGGAAUUCAAGAAACCAACUUUUUUUUGCAGAA